CAGACCGAUUUCAUUAAAGCUAGCGCAAGAAUAAGGUAAAUAACUCGAACAUUAACACUUUUAAAGUGAAUACCAAAUUACCAAAUUUGUGAUAGUUCUAAGAAAUUUCUUCGUGGCAAGUGGAAACAUUCCUUCUUCUUUCAAUUUAUGACUUUUCUGCAACUUUUAUUUACUCCUGUUGUAAAGCCAAAUUUACAAUGGUGAGUGAAGUGAAUGUGUCAUAUUUUCUAACUUUAUACCUAUACUUAGUCUUGCUAUUAUUUAUUUUCAGUUGUUUUAUUCAUUUUUCAAAUCACUGGUUGGGAAAGAUGUUAUUAUUGAACUAAAGAAUGACCUGAGGUAGAUCACAGUUUAAUAAAUGGAAACAUGUGGUGAAAGGAUGUUGUUGUUUCAAAUAACUUUAAUGACAUUUUUCAUUGUUUUCUAGUAUUUGUGGUACAUUGGAUUCGGUCGAUCAGGUAACGGGCGUCAACUAAUGGAUUUUGUCUAGCAUUUGCAAACUCGUCCUAUGAUGAUGGGGAGGGGACAAAUGAUCUAGCAAACAAUCUGUAAAAGUACCAAACAAUUGGCACGAAAACUGGAACUUUUCUCUUCAAAUACGACAUUGGCAUCUCCGGGAUGAGGUGGAGAGCCAAAGCAAUCACAUAAUAAGUCAUUGAUUGCAGGUCAAAAUCUAUUUGUAGAUGGUGUAUUGUGUAAUGCAGAUUAAGGGGAGGGGGUGUAGGAUGCACAUACCAUACAUUACGGCAGCCCCUCCUCCAUACACAUAAAACAUAGAUGAACACUUAUCAAACUAUGUUGUGGUCUUCUCACCACUCAGGGGAAUGUGUGUGUUUUAAUAUUAAUAUCAGCUUUUAUCAGUCCCAUACAACUCUUGAACUCUACCAUAUAAAUUUUGUGAUUGGCGUUAUUUUUAUCUUUUAGUUUCUAAACAUUAAACUGACGGACAUCAGUGUAACAGAUUCGGAGAAAUACCCACAUAUGGUAAGCAGGAGAGCUGAAACCAUGGGGCCAGUUACCCCACUGCCCACACCCCCAAUAGACAACCAAGCAGCCCCUAAGUAGUAAGAUACAUGUAUCUCUUUUUCAGCUUUCAGUAAAGAACUGCUUCAUCCGAGGUUCAGUUGUCAGAUAUGUGCAACUACCAGCUGAGGAAGUCGACACACAGUUGUUACAAGACGCCACUCGUAAAGAGGCUACCCAGACCAAGACCUAGUACUAUAAAUUGCAUUUAAAUAUUUUGUGAGAUAAACUGUUUUAUAUACAAUACUUGUGUACAGCAGCCUAGGUUAAAGUCCAACCUUGUAUCACAGAAUACUACACAGAAGUCCAUCUCCAUUGUUUUUAGCGUAAGCUCUAUUCGUCAUGAUUCGUCACUCAGCAAGUACCGUAAACAGAAGCAGUCCCCCUCCUGGAAAUACUAAAAAUGGCGUAUGUCCAGGGGGGUGACUGCUUCUGUUUACGGUACUUGCUGAGUGACGAAUCAUGACGAAUAGAGCUUACGCUAAAAACAAUGGAGAUGGACUUCUGUGUAGUAUUCUGUGCUUGUAUCCAGGGCUUCUACAGCUACAAGUGCAAAAGCCCUGGGUACGAGGUUCAAGUCUGGAAAGUGUCUGUCUGUCUGAGAGGUCUAGAAAAAUUGUAGUUUGGUAAAAAUCAGCAAAAAGGAUGCAAAAAUUUACAUUGAAAAGUUCUGUGUUAUUUUCUAAAAACACUAAAGCUGGAGUUACACAAGCAACAAAAUUGCUGCAACUUGCAACAAAAUCUGAUUUCAACGCAUGUUAAGUAGAAAUGUCGACACAUGUUGCCUUGUGAUUUGUAAUUUAUGUGUAAACAUUUUCAAUUAACAUGCGUUGAAAUCAUCGUUGCAGCAAUUUUGUUGCUCGUGUAACUCCACCGUAACUGCAUAGAACACUAUAAGUUUAUAAAACUGCAUAGACCAUUAUAAGUCUAUAACCUUUCCCACGGUUCAUCCACGCAGAUACAGCUUAUCUGUCUCUAGCGGAGCCUAUUGGCCUAGAGUAUUUAAAGCCUUGGUGAAAGACUCUCACGAACUCUCAUUCAUGUUUUUGUUUGAUACGGGCUUAAUACUCGAUAAUCCCUCUGAACGACAAACAUACAAACAAACGCGGCAAACAGACGGCCGAUAAUCCGUCAAGACAAACUACCUGUGAAGUUGUCUGCACAAUAAACGAACUUGCGUGUAUUGAUUUUUGUCGUCAAGGGGUGAGGGGGCUGCCGCUCUAUGAGUUAAUAUGACUUCCAGCCCAUGGGUGUGGUUCACCCACCGAGUUGAUUGCGCCCUACUUUAUUAUUUCGCCAUGUCUAACACUCUAACUAACGCCAGACGAUUUUCACGUUUUUGUCUUGAUGGAUGAUCCGUCGUACGGACUUAUGUCAACUAGUAAACGAACAUUUGACUGGUUUUUUUUUGUGUAUAAAAUGUAUAACUUGUGUGUUGUCAAUAAAAUUUGUAUACAUGAUG
Molecule: messenger RNA, 2485 nt
Organism: Paramuricea clavata
Lineage: Eukaryota; Metazoa; Cnidaria; Anthozoa; Malacalcyonacea; Plexauridae
Source: the annotation of a GenBank genome assembly